Bactrocera dorsalis (oriental fruit fly) is the source of this 1888-nucleotide messenger RNA. RefSeq names its product serine/threonine-protein phosphatase alpha-2 isoform (gene Pp1-87B). The record is from RefSeq and is a predicted model, not a curated record. The transcript has a single exon. Lineage: Eukaryota; Metazoa; Arthropoda; Insecta; Diptera; Tephritidae. Gene Ontology annotation, molecular function: protein serine/threonine phosphatase activity. Gene Ontology annotation, cellular component: cytoplasm; nucleus. Bases 639 to 1547 code for a protein of 302 amino acids.
CAUCUUUACCGCUUGGAAAGUAAUAUUUAUACCCAGCAUUAAAAACGUAGUAGCUAUUUAAAGGUCUUAAUGGUAGUAGGCAUAUAAUAAAAGAUGAACGAAACUUUUAAUGCAUAAAAAUGUAUUAUUAAAAUAUAAAUUAUUUGUAAAUGAAUAUCAGACAAGAACAAAAAUUAAAGAACACUUUAUCAAAAGUUAUUGAUAUAAUAUAUAUACAUAUAUGGUUAAAAAAUUUCUCAACUUUAUUUAUAAUAAACUCAUUACUAUAAAUAUAUAAUAAUUAAUUUAACAAAUAUAAUAUUUUUUAAAGCAAACUAUAGUUCAGUAGUUAUAAAAUCAAUAAGUUUGCAUGGACUUUAUUUACAUAAAGUAAAUUCUAAACACAAAUGUAUACGAAAUGGAUCGUUCGGCCAUAUUCUGUUGUAUUGAACCGAUUGUAUGUUGAUAGUAUUCGUGCGCUGGGUUAACUCGGCCCGAUUGUCAGUCUUUGUGUGUUCGCUCUUCGAUCUUCUGGUAGCUGUGAAAAAUUUACUAAAAAUAUUUAACAAUAUUUAAACAGGGAACACACUUUAGAUUUGCCAUUAAAAAACGUAAAAAUUACAAGUACACACGUUUAAAAACGCAAAUAGCUAACCAAUAUGGCUGACGUAAUGAAUAUUGACAGCAUAAUUUCACGAUUGUUGGAGGUGCGUGGUGCAAGGCCUGGAAAGAAUGUUCAAUUAUCGGAGAGCGAAAUUCGUGGGCUUUGUCUAAAGUCGCGUGAGAUAUUUCUAUCACAACCUAUUUUGCUUGAAUUGGAGGCACCAUUAAAAAUCUGUGGAGACAUUCACGGUCAGUAUUAUGAUUUGUUGCGUCUCUUCGAAUAUGGCGGUUUUCCACCAGAAUCCAACUACUUAUUUUUGGGAGAUUACGUUGACCGUGGAAAGCAAUCUUUGGAGACUAUUUGCUUGCUUUUGGCGUACAAGAUUAAAUAUUCUGAGAACUUCUUCCUGUUGCGUGGUAAUCAUGAGUGCGCCAGUAUAAAUCGCAUCUAUGGCUUUUACGACGAGUGCAAACGUCGCUAUACCAUAAAAUUGUGGAAAACUUUCACGGACUGUUUCAAUUGUUUACCAGUUGCUGCCAUCGUUGACGAAAAAAUAUUUUGCUGCCAUGGUGGUCUCAGUCCUGAUUUGUCGUCAAUGGAACAAAUUCGACGCAUAAUGAGGCCAACAGAUGUCCCCGACCAAGGUUUGCUUUGUGAUUUGUUAUGGUCUGAUCCCGACAAGGAUACUAUGGGCUGGGGUGAGAAUGAUCGUGGAGUUAGUUUCACAUUUGGCGCUGAAGUUGUUGGUAAAUUUCUUCAAAAACAUGAUUUUGAUUUGAUUUGCCGUGCUCAUCAAGUGGUCGAAGACGGCUACGAGUUUUUCGCAAAACGGCAAUUGGUGACGCUGUUUUCAGCACCUAACUAUUGUGGUGAAUUUGACAAUGCCGGCGCUAUGAUGUCUGUGGAUGACUCUUUAAUGUGCUCGUUUCAGAUAUUGAAACCGGCAGACAAACGUAAAAAAUAAGCGAAACACAUAGUCGCUGCUGCAAGUGCACCAAUAGAAACAUCAACAGUAACAACACACUAUAAUAGUAAUAUGUCUAAACAAGAAUAUAGCAACAGCAAAAUAUAAGACGAAGUAAUUGUUAAAAAGUUGAUUUGAUAUAUAAAAUCAAAAGGGGAAGGAAAACAACCAGUUUUACAGACAUGGAGCUAAGAAGUAAACAAACAAUGCAGAGAGAUGAAAGAAACAAAAAAAAAAAACACAAAUUAAACAAAAACAUUAAAUUAACAAAAAUACUUUUUCUUAAAUUUUACUUAAAUGUAAUACAUGUAAUUGCAUGAAUAAAUCAACAACAAACGGCA